This is a messenger RNA of Dicentrarchus labrax (European seabass), 1831 nucleotides long. RefSeq names its product C-type mannose receptor 2-like. The coding region runs from base 154 to 1155 and encodes 333 amino acids. The record is from RefSeq and is a predicted model, not a curated record. The transcript has 7 exons. Lineage: Eukaryota; Metazoa; Chordata; Actinopteri; Moronidae.
AGAAUGUGGAGACUGCACUGGAAUCAGACAGUAAGGAGAGAGUCAGAAGUGGAGAGACGGAGGAGGAGGAGGAGGAGGACCAAGAGCCGAUGAACUGGAGGAGACUCUCACUGCAGUCACACCUCAGAACAAACAAACAAAGAGCCAACAAAGAUGGACAUAUUUCUCCUGCUCAUCACGGCUGCAUCAGGGCUGUGUGCUGUCUCAUCAACUGCUGGACGUCAGUACCAUUUUAUUUAUGACCUGAAGAACAUGACUGAAGCCCAGAGUUACUGCAGAGAACAUUACACAGACCUGGCCACUACAGACAACAUGGACGACGUGAAUACCCUGAACAACAUGGCAGAUUUAAGCCAAAUGGUCUACUCUGAAUACAGCCAUCGAGCCUGGAUCGGGCUGUACAAUGACGUGGACAGCUGGAGGUGGUCACUGUCAGACAGAAGUUUCUACGGACUCGGGGAGACUGAGUUCAGAAAGUGGUAUCCUGGACGACCAGGCAAUGUGUAUGAUCGACCAUGCACAAUAAUUAAUACGGAUGGACUGUGGUACGACUACAAUUGUAAAAAACAGUACAAGUCUGUCUGCAUGGAUGUCAGAGGACCCAAUGUGACAUUUGUCCCCAACAACAAUCUCAUGACAUGGACUGAGGCCCAGAGCUACUGCAGAGAACACCACACAGACCUGGCCACUGUGAGGAACAUGGCAGAGAACCAGAAGGUGAGUGAGCUGGUACCUUCAGGACAAGACAUCUGGAUCGGCCUUUACAGGGACCCCUGGAAGUGGUCAGAUGGAAGUACCUCCUCAUUCAGGUACUGGAGACCAAUGGAGCCUAACGGUCCGAACGAGCUUUGUGUGGCAGCAGACUUUAGCCACUCUGGACGAUGGGAGGACUGGAACUGUGACCAGAAGAGAGCAUUCAUCUGCUACAGACAACUUACAACAAAACAAGUGAUAAAACUGAGUGUGCUGAAAGACUCCUCUCUGGAUCUGAAUGACCCUGCUGUGGUGGAACAAGUCUCGAAGCAGAUCAAACAGAGGCUGAAGGACCAGGGGGUGAAUGAAGACAUCAAACUGAGCUGGAGGAAGCAGUCAGAUGGAAAGAUCUUCCACAAGGACGAGAAGGAGACAGAGAAGAGGAAGAAGAGGGAGCUUUAAUUGCUGUGUCUGUUUUCAUCAGAGUCCUCAUGUAAUGGGUCAGAAUAUAUCUGCAACAAUCAGUCAGUUAAUCAAUUCAUAAUUUUAUUUUACAAGCAAAAAUAACAAAUAUUCACUGGUUCCAGUUUCUUAAAUGUGAGGAUUUGAUGCUUUUCUUUAUCGUAUAUGGUCAUUAACUUAAUAUCUUUGGGUUUUAGGCAGUUGAUCAAUUAAAAAAAGAUGUUUGAAUUUAUCUGCUUGGGCUGUGGGAAACUGUAACAGGCAUUUUCAUUAUUUUCUGACAAUAAUGAUAACAUUAAUCAAUAAUGAUAACAUUAAUCAACAAUGAUGAUAACAUUAAUCAAUAAUAAUGGUGACUAGUUACAGCCCUCAGUCAGAAUUAUUAGAUAGUAGAUAUUAUAAUAGAUAUAUGGGUAAUGAUUAUAUGCCAGCUUGUGACCUAUCAACUUCCUUAAAGAUACUAUCAGAUUAGAUUAGAUAAAAUCAGACACUGUAUGUUAGAUAAGAUUAGAUUAGAUAUAAUAUGAUAAGAUUAGAUUAAAUUAGAUAACAUAUAAGAUUAGAUAAGGCACAUGUGAGUGGGACAUCAUGAAAAUGUGUGAAAUAAAUGUGUCCUUGGAGAAAAUGCCAUUAUGAAAUGAAAAUAAUACUCAAUAAAGUUAUGUUAUUGUGAAAA